AUGUAUGUAGGAAAUCUAGAAUCUCCUAUUGUUGAAUUCAUUAUCUAUCAUAUCUUUCAAAAUAUUCUAUCUAUCUAUCUAUCUAUUUAUGAAUCUUUUGUUCAUAUUAUUAUCUAUCUAUCUACCUAUAACUAUAUAUCUAUCUAUCUAUCUUCUUUUGUUCAUAUAUAUCUAUAUAUAUCUAUCUAUCUAUCUAUCUAUUCUUAUCUAUCUCAAAAUUUAAAAAUUUCAUCCUAUCUAUCUAUCGCAUAUCUAAUUAUCUAUCAUCUAUCUAUCAUUUCCAGAAAUGCCUCGGAAUCUCUUUACAUCUAUCUAUCUAUCUGUCUAUCUAUCUAUCUAACUAUCUAUCUAUCUAUCUAUCUAUGUAAUUUUUUUCUCUUUCAAAGAACGAAUAGUUAUAAAAAGAACAGUUCCACGCAAAUAAAAAUCAAGAAAAAAUCUCUUAAUGUACUUUGUAAUUUGAAUCUAUCUAUCUAUCUAUUUAUAAUCUAUAUAUUCAUAUAUAUCUAUAUAUCUAUCUAUCUAUCUAGUCUCAAAGAACCUAAUCUCUCUCUCUCUCUCUCCCUCUCCACCUCUCUCUCUCCCUCCCCCUCUUUUUCUUUCUCAAAGAAAAAAUCAGAUUCUCUCUCCACCUCUCUGAACUUUCCCUCUCUCUCUCAAAACUCUUUAAUUUCUCAUACAAAAAAAAAAUUCUCAAAAUCUCUCUCCUCGCUCAAACCUCUCUCUCUUAAAUGA
Molecule: messenger RNA, 735 nt
Organism: Acanthosepion pharaonis
Lineage: Eukaryota; Metazoa; Mollusca; Cephalopoda; Sepiida; Sepiidae
Source: the annotation of a GenBank genome assembly